GUGGCAACAUGGAUAUCAACAGGGUUAGCAAUUGAAGAGGCUCAGAUUGCAUUGCUCAUUGAGGUCCGAAGGAUCGGAAGAAGAUCCACCGAGACACAGAGAUUAGACAUUGCCUGUCAAUGGGAUCAGCUCCAAGGCCAGAUAGAUGGAUUUGCUCGGUCUGCUCUAACACAUCUCGGGGAGGGAUUUGAUGUAGAUGAUGAACCUGAGGACUUGGACAUAGACAUUCUAGAUGAUCUCAAUGAUGACCUGGUGGAUUUCACAGAGACAUCUCAUACAUGGACAAACUCUCCCGAGCUCACUGUAAUCCCAUUGCCAUCGAACCUGGGGGUUGAUAGAUGCAGACAAUGCAUGGCAGAGGAUCUGAUUCCCCUGGAGAUGUCACUUCAUGAAGGGCAGGCCAAUGAUGCCCUUCACAAUCUCUGCAUUUACCUUUGCAACAAGGCCAUCCUGUUCCGAACAACCAUUAGGCAGGCCAAAUCCCAGGCCCUGAAAACUCAAGCUUGGUCCCAGGUGACGUCGGUGCAGCAGGCAGUCUCCCUCCAUGCCACCAUAUAUACAAAGACAAGGAAGCAAAUGAUGAAACUUGAGCUGGGGCAAGACCAGCUUCAGAAAUACAAACCCCUGCUUCGCAAGCAACUCAAAAUCAGCACUGCAGUGGGCGACCCAAAUGCCCGAUGGGUCCCGAUCAAUCGUGGAAUGAGGAAUGUGAGUUUCUGCUUGCAUGUCAUAUCCCGCAGUUACCUGACUGGACCCAUGCCAAGUUUACUGAUCCAUUGGCUGAGGGCAAAGGCACUAUGGGAUCAAUGGAGGGAAGAAAUGCUAUUGGUCAAAUUGGAGAUGGAUUGGACAUGUAAGUUCCCUUUGUGGAAAACAACCCAAUGGGGCGACCACAUGCAGGAAUCAUUGGAGAAACGCCUUCCGGGUCAUGGAUGCUAUGCCGGAAGGCAAUCCCAAAUGUAUUCAUUGCUCACACAGGAUGCGCAGGCAGCUUUUCAAGACCUACAAAACGUGUUGAUAGAGGCUGGAGAUGAAUGA
Suillus fuscotomentosus is the source of this 1038-nucleotide messenger RNA. RefSeq lists its product as uncharacterized. The record is from RefSeq and is a predicted model, not a curated record. The transcript has 2 exons. The annotation marks the transcript as partial. Lineage: Eukaryota; Fungi; Basidiomycota; Agaricomycetes; Boletales; Suillaceae.